AUGACGAAAAGUUAUGUGACAUCGAGAGACCGUAAGACUAAAGUUACUAAUCAAUUUCAUUUUGAAGUUAAGUUGUUAAAGUUGAAUGAGUUGUACAAAAAAGAUUUUGGUGAUGUGGAAAGGAUGCAACUUGAUGGUGAACUUGAGAUAUAUUAUCACACAUUGCAUAAAGAUGACUGGUUCACUAGUUUACAAGGAAUUUCCGACCUUUCUCGUUUGAUGGUGGAAACGGGGAAACAUCGGUCUUAUCCUAUGGUUUAUAGGUUGUUGAAGUUGGUUUUGGUUUUAUUCGUCGCGACCGCAACAGUCGAAAGAUAUUUUUCUACGAUGAAGUUUUUGAAGAUGGACUUGCGUAACAAAAUAGGUGAUGAUUUUUUGAACGAUGUCAUGAUUUUUUAUGUUGAAAAAGAAGCUCUUAUGAAAGUGAAGAUCGAAGAUGUAAUGGAUCAAUUUCAAAAAAUGUGUACUCGUAGAUGUCAAAUUUAA
This is a messenger RNA of Lactuca sativa (garden lettuce), 486 nucleotides long. RefSeq lists its product as uncharacterized. Lineage: Eukaryota; Viridiplantae; Streptophyta; Magnoliopsida; Asterales; Asteraceae. The record is from RefSeq and is a predicted model, not a curated record. Gene Ontology annotation, molecular function: protein dimerization activity; catechol oxidase activity.